Molecule: messenger RNA, 1244 nt
Organism: Pelobates cultripes (western spadefoot toad)
Lineage: Eukaryota; Metazoa; Chordata; Amphibia; Anura; Pelobatidae
Source: the annotation of a GenBank genome assembly
AUGGCGCCACAAACAGACGCUCUUUAUACAUCCUCUGAGGAAGAACUCCUAGACGCACCUGACAACAUAUCCUGUUCAGGGAGCAUGAACAGCCCUCAAAGAGAGGAAGACCUAACAGCCCCAGCUACAAAAGGGGACAUCAAAGCUCUACUAACAAACAUAAGAGCCUUCUUCAAUGCAGAUUUGAAUAUCAUGCGUGAGGAUAUAACAGUGGUGACAGCAAGACUGCAGGCUAACGAGGAUGCCAUCACCUCCCUAGCCCAAAAGCAAGAAAGCACCAACGAGCACUUGCUCCUGCUCCAAGCAUCACACAAAAGCAUGCAGGUCAGACUGGACACCCAGGACGACGCAAGGAGGCGUAAUAAUCUUAAAAUCAGGGGCAUAGCCGAAUCAGUUACCGACCAGGAACUGCCAAAUUUCUUACGCCGGCUGUGGACUACCCUACUACCACAGCGCUCUGCGAAGGGCAUUCAGGUAGAUGGCUGCUACAGACUGGCCAAGUCAAACAGGGCCCCGGCUGGGGUUCCCCGGGACGUCCUGAUACGUUUCCCGCUACUUCGCGAUCAGCUGGCCCUGCAGGAUGCUGCAAAAUCCAGAACACCUCUUAAGUUCGAGGAAAUGCAACUCCAACUCCUACAGGACUUAUGCCGCUCCACUCUGGAAUGGAGACGGUCUUUUCAACAGGUGACAAAGACCCUACGCUCUGCAGACAUCAGCUACAAAUGGGGGCCCUCUCGAGCUCUAAUAGUCCAUAAAGACGGGAGCAUGCAUCAGCUUUCCACUGCAGAGGACUCAGCGACAUUCCUGCAAGGACUGGGCCUUACCAUGUCUUCUGACAACACGGCACGUCCAAGUCACAGAUGGGACGUACGCAGGAUUGUCCCUUUUACCCCACGCUCUGCAGAUGACACCGGCUGACUGAUGAUGCACCAGCAGUCACAAGGAACUGGACUGAUCCCCACACCAGUACCAGAUACCGGUCAACCCCUGAUGUUUAAAUGUUAUAGUUCUCAGGUUUCGUUAGUAUGCAGCACGGCCCGGCACUGUUAGAGUUCCCGGGUCAUAGAUAACACAGAUGACCCUAGUCGACUACACACCUUUUACAACAUGUCCUGAUUAGAGGACACAGACACCGGAGUUUCCCCUCCGCUCACCCCCCCCCCCAACACUCUGGGGUAAUUGAGUGUAAAUCGACAAUCAACACACCCGACUGACCACAGCAUUGCCUAAGUGUAAGACAGGAC